Molecule: messenger RNA, 1068 nt
Organism: Echinostoma caproni
Lineage: Eukaryota; Metazoa; Platyhelminthes; Trematoda; Plagiorchiida; Echinostomatidae
Source: the annotation of a GenBank genome assembly
AUGCAACAGUUCUUAAGCCAAGCACAUGAUCAGUCAUCGGUGGACGAGUUCGUAGAACUUGUGAAUGCCCAACAAAUGAUGUCUUCCCCUAAAAUGGUUCUCAAUGAAACCGCAGUCGAGGUGGAAAUGAGUCUUAAUGCAAAAUUGCUGGUGAUUUCGGUGGGCACAAUCGCGGCCAAUAUUCGUUCAUGGACGGAUGUAUUCACUCAAGCCAGGAACAGUGCACCAUGUGUUUUGUUAUUGGAUGACAUUGAAAGUAUGGAGAAGUCGACUGCACCGGUUGGCACAUUUCGUCUGACUUGCCUGCUUAAAAGUCAGCUACUCAAAGAUCUUGUCGGCUCGGGGGUGGUUCUGGUCGGCGAAACCCGUUCCCUGUUGGCCAGCCUUCCUCAGUCCAUUGUUGACUUAUUCACCCAACGGAUUACAUUCGGCAUGCUACGAGAAGAACACCGAUUGAACCUGUUUCGUCGGUACUUGACGGAAGAAUCCUCGGAAUUCGUCCUAUGUAAUAACGAACAAGCUGCCGCUGAUGACUUCCUGCAGCUGAGCGAUGGACUGACAUGUAUGGAGUUGGCACGUCGGACUCCUGGGUACGAGGUGGGUGAUAUAAUACGUUUUGUAGCUCAUUUACGAAUGAGCGUGCUGGCCCGCGUCGCUCCAGAUAGUGACAUAGAGGAAGACUCGGGCGCAGAACGAUCGUUGGGUGACAAGUCCGUCUCGUUCACAGUGGGCAAAGAGGAUUCAGUGGUUACAUCUGAAUCCAUCAAUUUCCUGAAUUACAAUGAUAAAUGUCCCCGUCCACUUCGGGUCACACGUGACUUGGUGGACGAAUGCCUCACAGUCGUGGUGCCAGCAGUCAAGAACACCGCAGAGUUUGUCACAAUCCCGGAUGUCACGUGGGCUAAUGUGGGCGGUCUGGAGGGAACCAAAACGCAACUUCAUAAUCGGUUUAUGGUACGUGAUCGUGUGAAACCAGUAGAUAACCUGUUCCUCAUAUCAAAACCGGUGAUUUGUCAACAAACUGGGGUGCUCUUGAGUCACGGUUCAUUACAUCUUUUCAGGUGCUAG